Messenger RNA from Anolis carolinensis (green anole), 6832 nucleotides. It is a transcript of the gene pacs1, whose product is annotated as phosphofurin acidic cluster sorting protein 1. Gene Ontology annotation, biological process: protein localization to plasma membrane. The transcript has 24 exons. The record is from RefSeq and is a predicted model, not a curated record. Lineage: Eukaryota; Metazoa; Chordata; Lepidosauria; Squamata; Anolidae. The coding region runs from base 68 to 2986 and encodes 972 amino acids. Gene Ontology annotation, molecular function: transmembrane transporter binding.
GAGUCCCCGCCCCCUUUUUGUCUUCUCUGGGGAGCAACCGUUGCUGGCCGUCUCCGCCGCUCUGCGCAUGCGCGUCCCUCUCAGGGCUCGAGAGAAGCGCUCGUUUCCUCUGAGGGGCGCCAACAUGGCGGAGCGAGGGGCGUCCGGCGGCGGCGGCCAGCGGGCCUCGUCGUCGUCCUCCUCGUCGGCCCCUUCCCUCCUCCCGCCGCCGGCACAGCCGAGUUCCUCGGCCUCUUCCUCCUCGCCGUCGCCGUCCCCUCAGGUGGCGUCUCCCGCAGCGGUGGCCGGGCAGCCGCCUCCUCCGCCGCCUUCCUCCUCCGCCGCCUCGUCGUCUUCCUCUCAGCCCGCGCUCCUGGGACCCGCGGCGGCGGCAGCAGGGGGGCGCCCCGUCCAGAUGAACCUCUACGCCACUUGGGAGGUGGACCGAAGCUCGCCCAGCUGCGUGCCCAGAUUGUUCAGCUUGACUUUGAAAAAGCUCAUCAUGCUGAAGGAGCUGGAUAAAGAUUUAAAUUCAGUGGUGAUUGCUGUAAAACUACAGGGGUCAAAGAGAAUCCUGAGGUCCAACGAGAUUGUCUUGCCGGUCAGUGGACUUGUGGAAACAGAGCUGCAGCUGACCUUCUCAUUGCAGUAUCCUCACUUCCUGAAACGCGAUGCAAACAAGCUGCAGAUCAUGUUGCAGCGAAGGAAGCGAUAUAAAAACAGGACCAUCCUGGGCUACAAAACGUUGGCCGUCGGCCUUAUCAACAUGGCUGAGGUUAUGCAACAUCCAAGUGAGGGAGCCCUGGUGUUGGGACUCCACAGCAACGUGAAAGACGUCUCUGUCCCUGUUGCGGAAAUCAAAAUCUAUUCCCUGUCCAGUCAACCAAUAGAUCACGAGGGCCUCAAAUCUAAAUUAUCUGAUCGUUCCCCGGAUAUUGAUAACUAUUCGGAAGAAGAGGAAGAGAGUUUCUCCUCUGAACAGGAAGGAAGUGAUGAUCCCCUGCAUGGGCAGGAUUUGUUUUAUGAAGAAGAAGACCUUAGAAAGGUGAAAAAGACUAGGAGGAAACUGACCUCAGCUUCUGCAGUUACUCGGCCAAAUAUUAAGCAGAAGUUUGUGGCUUUGCUGAAGAGAUUCAAGGUCUCAGAUGAGGUUGGCUUUGGACUGGAGCAUGUUUCUCGGGAGCAGAUCCGGGAGGUCGAGGAGGAUUUGGACGAGCUCUAUGACAGCUUAGAGAUGUAUAACCCCAGUGACAGCGGCCCCGAGAUGGAAGAUACAGAGAGCAUUCUCAGCACACCAAAGCCAAAACUCAAGCCUUUCUUUGAGGGAAUGUCUCAGUCUAGCUCCCAGACUGAAAUUGGAAGCCUUAAUAGCAAAGGAAGCCUUGGCAAAGAUGCCACCAGUCCGAUGGAAGUAUCUAUUGGGGACAAAAUGAAAUCCAACAGGAAUAAAAAUGCAGAUGACAGUAUCAAUGAAACGGAGACUUUGGAUGGCAAUGAGCAGGACACGUUUGGGGACUCCACAACUACAUUAAUCAUCCCAGAAAAAGUCAAGACCCCAAUGAAGACGAGCAUCAAGGGCGAGCUUCAGAACAUGGCCUCACCUAGCAAAAUGGACAGUGCCACACACACGCCCCGACAGAAACGGAGCACCCCGCUCAAGGAGCGCCAGCUUUCAAAGCCUCUCAGCGAAAGGACCAACAGCUCAGACAGCGAAAGGUCACCGGACUUGGGUCACAGCACACAGAUUCCUCGAAAGAUUGUUUACGAUCAGCUGAAUCAAAUCCUCGUGUCGGAUGCGGCGCUUCCAGAAAACAUCAUCCUUGUGAAUGCUGUUGACUGGCAGGGUCAGUAUGUAGCCGAUCUCCUUCAAGACCAGAAGAAGCCCGUGGUUUGUACGUCUUCCAUCAUUGAAGUGCAAGCAGUGCUCUCGGCAAUCCUCAUAAGGAUCCAACGAUACUGCAACUGCAAUUCCUCCAUGCCGCGUCCCGUGAAGGUGGUGUCUGUGGGAGGUCAGAGUUAUCUCAGCUCCAUUUUGAGAUUUUUCGUCAAGCAACUGGCAAACAAGACGUCAGACUGGCUGAACUUCAUGAGGUUCCUUAUCAUUCCACUAGGUUCCCACCCAGUGGCCAAGUACAUGGGUCUUGUGGAUAGUAGAUACAGCGGGAUGUUUCUGGAUACAGCCUGGAGAGAACUCUUCAGCAAGUCUGAGCCACCUGCAACUGAUUCCUUGGAUGUGGUUGGCCGGAUCAUGCAGUACAUAAACGGAGCCAACGUGACACACCAGCUGCCUGUGGCCGAGGCCAUGCUGACUUGCAAACACAAAUUCCAAGAUGAAGAUUCUUACCAGAAGUUCAUCCCUUUCAUUGGGGUAGUUAAAGUGGGCCUCAUUGAAGACUCUCCUGCAGCGACAGGAGAGGGAGAUGACUCCCCGCUCAUCAGCCUCACGGUUCCCUCGACGUCUCCUCCUUCGACCUCUGGCCUCGCCAGGGACAUCACUGCCACUCCUCCCUCGUCGCCUUCUAUGACGAGUGGAUUAGCUAUCAUGGGGUCCCCCAACAGUCCUUACGGAGACGUCAUCGGCCUGCAAGUGGACUACUGGCUCGCCCAGUCCUCCGAGAAGAAGAAGGAAGGGGAGAAGAAGGACGCCAGCUCCAAAAACACGCUCAAGAGUGUCUUCCGCUCUGUGCAAGUGUCACGGCUUCCAAACAGCGGGGAAACCCAGCUGUCUGGGACCAUGGCCAUGACUGUUGUCACCAAAGAGAAGAAUAAGAAGGUUCCCACCAUUUUUCUGAGCAAGAAACCCAAAGAGAGAGAGGUUGAUUCCAAGAGCCAAAUGAUUGACGGAAUCAGCCGGUUGAUCUGCUCUGCGAAACAGCAGCAAACUAUGCUGAAAGUUUCCAUUGACGGAGUGGAAUGGAGCGACAUUAAGUUUUUCCAGCUUGCCGCGCAGUGGCCAACCCAUGUGAAACACUUCCCCGUUGGACUCUUUGGUUCCAAGCCAGCCUGAGGUGGGCCAGGCCUCUUUCCUGCACCCUCAUUGCUCUGUGAUGUGUCAUCAACCGUGUCCAAAUCGUCGGCCAAAUCGGAGCUCUCCCGUGAUCACGUCACCCAUUACUGUGUCUUGCUCUGGCCUCACCAGGGAGGGACCAGCUUCAGAUGCCAAGAGAGACGCUCGCUGCAUUUUAUUGUCUCCAGCCAAGGAGCACCCACGGACACCCCUUUCCCCCGUAUUCUGCUGCCACAUUUGUGUCGUGGGCAUCUGAUUUUGUCCUGCCUCUUGGGAACGAAUCCCAGAAGAUUUCAGUUCUGCUCAUCUUUCAUCGUACCUUUGCACACUCCUUACUUGAGCUGAGCUGACACACCCAUGUCUUCCUGAAGAAUGUGUUUUGAGUAUGAGCGUUUUGAACAUCUGCCUUCAACAACGUUGUUCCUUUUCUUGCAUCCUGGCUUUCAUUGAACUGGAUGAGAGCGGUGACAUCGUAAGAGUUCUUCUUGGCCUUGGCCUUCUCAAAAGCACAAAACUACAAAGCCUGCUGCGUUGUCUCAGCUCCAGUCUCACAAUCACAAACUCAAACAUGUCAAAUAGUUGGAAGGAGCCUGAUCCAACAUGUGAGGUUGUCCUCUUGUUGCCAGGAUGAGGAUCAGAAGGUUCAUUUUGACACUCACUUUGGUUGUUUCAUCCACUCUGCUGGCUUUACUAUGUGCAUUCACUGUUCUGUAAUGGUACUAGUAUUUCCUAUGGGUUUUUUUAAGGAAACCAGUUCUUCUCAACUAAAGGAGGAACAUAUUUCACUAAUAUAUAGGCUACAUUCCGGGAAAGGCCCUACUUGCUAAGUAUGAUGCACAAGGAGAGCGGAGGAGGUGGUCUGCCCAGCCAUCUCUUAUCCCUUUCACUGGGAUUGGGAUCACAGCAGCAUGCCUGCCUUUUAAACAUUUCACUUUGUAAAAGGCCCAUGUCACAAGGCCUUUAGGAAUAUAUAUAUUUGUGCCAAUCAGAAGUCACGGACUUUGGUAGAUGCUCCAUUUCCAAAACACGUGCUGGGACAAGUAAGAGAGGAGCCUUUGUAUUGAGAUCUUCCUGUUGAAGGGGAUUGGUUGAAUAUUAAUGUACAAGUUUGGGCUCAGAUGCAAAAUGGCAUCUAAUAGGAUAUAAAGUUGAGGUUGGGGAAAAUACGUUUCUGUAUAGGACGCUUCAGUGGUCAUUUUGUCAAAAUUGUUAUGAACAACCUGCCCUCAAACACCUAAAAUACUAAUCCCAUUUGGGGAGACUUGAUCACUAUAUUUUUGGGACCAUGACACUAGUCCUGGCUUAGAACAACUCUGGGCAUAUGAUGAGUCCAAAGCACAUAUCUGCCCAAAGCCUAUCACCAAGUCAGGCAUAGAGUCCAAAGCCAAUCCUCUGGAUGCCUUUUUGCGUUUGGGAGCAACCACCUUCGAAAACUGAUUUGGAUGAAUUAAUGGAUGGGUUAUAGGGAAGGAAAAUUCUGAAAGUGUCCUAAUUUCUAGGCUGUUACAAUGGAAUUUAAGGUUGCAGUGAGAGGGUCUUAUUUUCCUGCCAGAGAGGAAUGUUUGCAUCACUUUCCGUCAAGCUGUUUCUCCUCAGAUCGCCUUCAGGCAAGCCUUUGCUGUUGGUAUUCUGCUCAAGAGAAAAAAAAAAACAUGUCAAAUAGCAACUAUUGAAUGGAGUACUCCAUUCACUUAAUGCUACUAGAAGGCCUAUCUAAGAUGCCAUUUCUCUUGUGGGGUCCCAUUGACAGAUAGCAUUGCAUUAGGUGUUGUUUUUUGCCUUCUCUUAACUACCGCUAUGAGCUGUUCUACCAAAUGUGAUUUUGUGACCUUGUUCUUGGGUGCCUGUCGUAAACUAUGUGACCUCCCUUCUCAGUGGCGAGAGAUUAUUUUCACACGCAGCCCUGAAUGUUGAGCCACAGGGAAAGGGAGUUUAUUCUCUGCGUCCCUUGUGUGUGGAUUUGAGGGACGGCACGGAUCGAAGACGGCUUUUUAUCUCAACGUCUUCGAAUAAGCACAAUUCCGAUGUCUUUUCACAUCGGCUGGCGAAAUAGUAUUUCAUCCUUGUAUCCCCACACCUUCCGAUUUACAAAUGUCGUUUUAUGGUCAAGACUUUGGGAUAAGCUAGGGAGAGAACCUCUCAAAAUUAGGCUAAUAUUUGGAAGGAAGCAGACAAAUCACAUCACUUUGUUCCAAGUUAAGCAAUAUUCAGGAUUUCUAGUCAACCUAAAGACCCUUGUGUCGUCAAAGGCUUUCAUGGCCGGAAUCACAGGGUUGUUGUGUGUUUUCUAGGCUGUAUGGCCAUGUUCCAGAAGCAUUCUCUCCUGAUAUUUUGCCCACAUCUAUGGCAGGCAUCCUCUGAGGAUGCCUGCCCUAGAUGUGGGCGAAACAUCAGGAGAGAAUAUUUCUGGAACAUGGCCAUACAGCCCGGAAGACCCUUCUUUACAUCCUCUGUCCUACUAGAUUCUCACUCUAGGAAAAUAUUAUUGUAAGUCUUUUAAACCUAACCCCUUUUUAAAAGCUAAGUGCAGCCUACUAGCUCUGUAUGGCGGUCCACCUAGUUGAUCAAGGGGCUGUUUAUGUCGAUUAUUUUGAAAUGGGUUUGUUGACAUUACAAUCCACAGCCUGUGCAUGUCCAAGGUGGGACCUUGAAUCAAUAGGAUUUAUCAGCAUCCAGGAAACGAGUCGGCAUCAUGAUUUAACUCUUCGUAUAUUCUACAUUUCUAUUAUUUCUGUCCCAAAGCAAGCACAAGCUGUGACAGAGACUCGUGGCCUGUUGGGCUUCUUCAGAACGCGCACACGCUCCAGCCAACUUACAAACUAGUGCACUUCUGAUACCAUUUGUGCCCAUCUGUCAUUCCAAAGCGCAGGGCUGCAAUUUUGCAUUUCUCUCUAUAGACCCGGCUGCUCGGAUCAGAUUUGGGACACAGUGAGAUUGGGAUUGUAAGGAUUUUGGACCGCAUUUGUGGUCAAGCCUGUGCAGCUGGCUCACCCCUACACUCCUAAAUCCCCUUGGGUGCCCAGUGUUGAUUUUCUCCUUUGUCUGCAAAGCCACAGGGAAGUUAGCAGAGGCUCAUUCCAAGAAGUAGCUGUCCUGGGUCCAUUUGCUGUGCAGUGGUUCGUAUUAUAGUUAGGAUUCUGGUCCAGCAGGCAGUCCUUUCACCAGCUCUUUAUUAUUUAGCGUUUCUGCAAGAGAGUGAAGGACUGAAUGCUCCAGGACUGAAUGGGCAGGGAUUGUUGCCAUGCAAUCGAGGUUGUCUUUUGUGCCGUAGCUUCCUAAUUUUGCAGAUGUGCAGUUCCAAGGACCGAAUCACAGCCAUUUUUUUCCCGGGUUCCUCAAACCUCGCUCAGCCAGCUUCCUAAAGAGGUUUACCAAAGAGAAGGAUUUUGGAUUCCCAAGGACGAACCACAGUUUGGAGAUGGGCAGCUCUCCACGGUCUGUGCCCAUCGCUUCCACGCAGACCUCCUCUUCCGUCAUGACUGUUACAAUAUGUGGGUCCAUUGUAGGACCGCUGUGUCCCCUUGUAUUGCCGUGUGGGUUUUUUUGCACAUUCUGAAUAUAUUUUGUGUGUGUCUAUAAUUCAAAUUGUCUGGAAAUUCUGUGUGCUCUUUUUUUUAUUUGUGUCACUCGCUGUACAUAAGUAUUGAGUUUUGUAUAUACCUUUUUUUGGUAAACAUGUCAAUUCUUUUCAUUUCUGAUUUUACCCCCCAAACAGUCACUCACAAUUCCAGCUUUUGGAGCCUUGUUGGUAUUCAAUGCAUUUUAUUCUCGGGGUCCGUUGUCUCCCCCACCGCUCCUAUUUUAGGGAUUUUUCAUUAAAUAAAACUGUGUCUUUUUUCAUAACAA